UGAUUUUUCACAGUUCGCAGGAGGAGCAAAUACUGUGUGCCACAAGCCCACCUCUGGUGAAAGCAAAGCUGUGUCGUGUUUUUAAAGCCCGUGAUCUUAUUCCUCAGACAUGCCGCACAGAAAGCGAUGUCAUGGUCGUAAGAAAAACAACAAGGAGAAAGGUGACACUUCAUUACAAAAAGGCAAUGUUCCUCAGACCUCAAGGUUCCAGUCUCAGCAGGUCACACCCACCCCAACAUCUCAGGUCUCCACGGGGAAGCCUGCGCAAUAUGAGAAAGGACCUACGCAAUCGUCUACAGCAGCUGUGACUGUCAAACCUGGCACCACACCUGCAGCUCCUUCAGGAGCAUCUUCUGCGGGAGCUGCAGGCGGUGGAGGCUUCACCACCACUCGGAAAGGACCUUCUCAAGUCACACCACAGGCCACAGUCUCUAAACCCACACCUGCACCUUCUGCUAAAGUCCCAAUUGUGAGCUCUGGGACUGGACCUGCUGGAACAACAGGAGUGAAGCCCACAGACCCUCUGAAAGAUAAGGCCCAGAGUACAACCAUUCCCUCAUCCAAACCGGGACCUGCUGAGGUGGAUCUGGCUGUUGGGAAGCCCUCGGCCCCGGCUGGUGCCCAAAAGCAGACAAGCGCUCAAAAGGUGCAAGUGGAAGUGGGUCCUUCAGGAGCUAAAGUCGGUACGGAGGAUGUAGAUCCGUUUGAUGCCCUGUCUGGCACUUUACCAUCAUCACAACCUGUGGCACCAAAAGUCCCAGCAUUCACUGGACCAGAGGUCAAAGAGCCAAAUGUAAAGGCAGAGAAGGGUGUUAUCUGUGGUGAGAGAGAUGACACAUUGCCGCCCGGAUACAGACGAGCAGAUCUGGAAAAGAAAACACCUGCUGGAGUUCCUGAGAAGCCUAAAGAAGUUCCCAAGCCAAUAAGCACAGCCGAGGCGCUGGACUCCCUCUCAGCUGGGUUUGCGUCUUCAGCUCCACCUGCUCCUAAGAAGACAGAUGUGAAAACUGAAACGGUAGGAGCAGUCGAUGUUCGUUCUGCAGGCAUCUCCAACUUUGCUCCCCCUCCACCCUCUCAGCAGAAACAACCGGCAACAUCUCAGCCUGCUACUGUAACCAAAUCCCCUGCUCCACCUGCUGACAAGAAAGCCAGGAUCGAGACCCCUGCACAACCCGCUAAACCAAAGACAGAUGAGAAGGACAUGUCACUGGAUGCUUUCAGCGCUUUGGGCGACACACUGGGUGCCCCAGAACCACCCAAAAAAUUACCUGAACUCAAACCUGGGCAGAUAGUUGAUGAGAAGAAACAGACAUCAGAGAAGGGUGUUCGUGUUGGGGAGAGAGAAGACACACUCCCACCAGGUUACAGAUUCUCAGAGGAAGAGCUCAUGAAAUAUCCUCCUCCUAAGAAAGAGCCCUCAAUAAACGCAGAUGAUGCACUGGACUUUCUUUCUGGAGGUUUCACAGAGCCUGCAGCAGCACCGGUGGUUAAGGCUCCUGUUCCUCCUUCACAGGAAAAGAAGAAACCUGAAGCGGUUCCUGAAAAGACUAAAGACGUUCCUAAGCCUAAAGUGGAUGAAUUAUCAGCACUGGAUGUUCUGGCAGGUGAUUUUGUGGCUCCCGCACAGUUUGUGCCUAAGGUUUCUUCGGGUGCUCCUAAAACUGUUCCACCAGGCCCUCCGCAAACACCACAGACAGAUGAGGACGCUCUCAGCGCUCUGGGUGACACACUGGGUAAACCAGAGCCACCCAAAAAAGAACCUGAACUCAAACCCAAAGACAUCGUUCAUGAGAAAGAUGUGACAUCAAAAAAGGGAGUUCGUGUUGGAGAGAGAGAAGAUACGCUCCCACCAGGUUACAGAUUCUCAGAGGAAGAGCUCAAGAAAUAUCCUCCUCCUGAGAAAGAGCCCUCCUUAGACACUACUGAAGCUAUGGAUUUUCUGUCUGGCGGUUUUACAACCCCCUCUGCGGCAUCGGCUGCCAAGACCCCCGUCUGUCCUGCCUCUAAGUCUCCUGCUAAGCCUUCAGAUUCUGCUUCCGAUUUUGCUUUAGAUGCUCUUGCCGGUGAUUUUGUCGCUCCUUCUUCUGCAUCUAAAGUUCAGUCUGCCGUCUCUGGCCCCCCACACGCUGGCAGACAGUUGUCAGAAGGUACCUCAUCAGCUAUGGAUGCCCUCUCAGACACUUUAGCAGACAUUAAAGGAGCCCCUGAGCCUGCCCCUGUCCCACCUAAAGAUGUCGUUAAGGAAAAGAAUAUAGUGGAGGAAAGAGUGAGUAAACCAGGUGAGAGAGACGACACCCUUCCACCUGAUCAUCGGUUCACAGAGGAAGACCGCAAGGUGUUUGUAGCAGCAAAGCAGAAAGACGUCAAACCAAAGCAGACAUCAAUCGAUGACACAACGGCCCUUGACAUGCUGUCUAGUGAUUUUUCUGCAGUACCGCCCAUGAAGCCCUCAGCACCUGACGCCCAACGCUUCACCCCUGAACCACAACCGCCAACAUUUAAGGCAUCAGGUCCAGUUUUCGACGAGCUGGCGGAAAAAGUGAUUCCCAACCUGACUGACCCCAAAGCUAAAGACAGCAAACCAAAGGGAAAGGGUGCAAAACCAAAGUCUAAACCAAAGAAACAGUCAGUACAAGAUUCAUCAGCCACAGAGAAGCUGCCCGGUAAACUGAGCUCAGAUGUGGUGCCAUCGUCUUCCACAAAGAGCGGAAACCUAUAGAUCAUUUAUGGUGCGUCUCCUCAUCCCUAACACAAGAAGCCAUUAAAGGGAGCUGCUCGGACAAGAAAUAUAUUUUAUGGUGGACAUGGAAUGAAACUAAAAAAUUAUAACUGCACAGAGACACUUCCCCCUUCUCUUCUUUUCUCCUAAAGCAAAUAUAAAUAUAACAAUCUAUUAUCUCCUUGUGAAUGAUAGAACAUGUAUAUAUGGAUAGGAUGUUAACAUCAAGCACAUGUAUUGUUCUAUUUUCAGUCAUCUGUUUUUGGUGUGGCAUUGUGAUAAAAUUUUUCCCACAGUAAAAAAAAAUAUUAUGCCAUAUACAAUUUUUAUUUCUUUUUUUUCUUUACUGGGGGUCUCUCUACAGUCUUCCUCUUCACAGAGAUGACAGUCUGUUGUUGUUUGAGGAUCUAUUGAGACACUAGUGUACAGAGAUGCUGUAGGUUAUGAGUUCAUCAUUUACAGUACAGGAAUUGCAGUAGAUGACCGUGAUUUUGAAUGCUGUUGAAUGUCUGUAUAAUGAUACAAGUCGCAAAAGGUUUGUAUGGGAGGUGUUUUUCGUUGUAGUUUGUUUCCUGAAGUGCACUUACAAGGAUGCUCUCAAAAAUAACUAAAAUAAUACUGCAAACAC
Molecule: messenger RNA, 3347 nt
Organism: Sinocyclocheilus anshuiensis
Lineage: Eukaryota; Metazoa; Chordata; Actinopteri; Cypriniformes; Cyprinidae
Product: calpastatin-like
Exons: 31
Coding region: 110-2719 (869 amino acids)
Cellular component (GO): cytoplasm
Molecular function (GO): calcium-dependent cysteine-type endopeptidase inhibitor activity
Source: RefSeq, a predicted model, not a curated record